CUCCCGCCCCACGUAGCCAUUUUGCGUUUCCUGGACAAAAAAGGGGGUUAGACAGAAAGACAAUCAGAAACACGGGAUAAAAUUAGUCUUAAAAUCACACGUUCAAUCAAAAGUGCGGAUGUAAGUGUGCAAUAUGAUAGGCGCGGGAGCGGGCGAGCAGGUACACCAGCCCCGGCCCGAAUUCAGAAAGGAAACCGUCGGCUAGCUGGCUAACGGACCGUUAGCGAGAGUGAGAGAUAAAGACUUCAUACACUCCAAAGACUUUUAGGAUAUUGAUACUUAUCGAAUUGUACUCUUCUGCACGCUCGAAGGCGGACGUUAGUAGGAAUAUGGGCCGUGUGUUGAUUUGAAACGUCGCAACGGGCAAAAUAAAACAGCAAACGCCACGGUUUACUUGCGGAGGAAGCCGGAUAACUGUUUAUUCACGGGGAAUAAAGAGGAAAAUCGCAGAGCGCCACGGAGCCAGUCAUGCCUGCCAGUGUGCGUACUGGGACCCUGAAGGACUCUGAGGUGUCUGAGCUCUUCUAUAGAGAUGAUCCAGAGAAGCUCUUCACUGACCUCCGGGAGAUUGGUCAUGGCAGCUUUGGAGCAGUGUACUUUGCUCACGAUGUGCGGUCCAACGAAGUGGUGGCCAUCAAGAAGAUGUCGUUCAGUGGCAAACAGUCUAAUGAGAAAUGGCAGGACAUCAUAAAGGAGGUGAAGUUCUUGCAGAAGCUCAGACACCCCAAUACCAUCGAAUAUAAAGGGUGCUACCUCAGAGAGCACACAGCAUGGCUGGUGAUGGAAUACUGUCUAGGAUCAGCCUCUGAUCUGUUAGAGGUGCAUAAAAAGCCUCUGCAGGAGAUGGAAAUAGCUGCUAUUACCCACGGUGCACUUCAGGGCCUUGCCUACCUUCACUCUCAUAACAUGAUACACAGAGAUGUGAAGGCUGGAAAUAUUCUGCUAACUGAGCCUGGUCAGGUGAAGCUUGGAGAUUUUGGCUCUGCCUCAAUCGUUUCUCCUGCCAACUCUUUUGUGGGUACACCUUACUGGAUGGCCCCAGAAGUGAUCCUGGCCAUGGACGAGGGGCAGUACGACGGAAAAGUGGACGUCUGGUCUCUCGGGAUCACUUCCAUCGAACUAGCUGAAAGGAAGCCACCCUUGUUCAAUAUGAAUGCUAUGAGUGCCUUAUACCACAUUGCGCAAAAUGAAAGCCCUGUCUUGGCGUCAAACCACUGGUCGGACUACUUCCGUAACUUUGUGGACUCAUGUCUUCAAAAGAUCCCUCAGGACAGGCCUACCUCAGAUGUGCUGCUCAAUCACCAUUUCUUAUGCCGAGAGCGCCCCCAUUCUGUAGUGAUGGAUCUGAUCACGCGCACCAAAGACGCCGUGCGAGAGCUGGACAACCUGCAGUACAGGAAGAUGAAGAAGAUCCUGUUUCAGGAAACUCACAACGGCCCCGUACAGGAAGGAGGAGAGGAGGAAGAGGAAGGGGAGCAGUACCUCUUGCAGACGGGCACAGUGAACAGUAUGGAGAGCUCUCAGUCUGUACCUUCAAUGUCCAUCAGCGCCAGCUCCCAGAGUUCCUCAGUGAACAGCCUGGCCGAUGGCUCCGAUGACAGUGCAGAGAUGGCUAUGAUGCAGGAGGGAGAACAGACUGUCACUUCAAACAGCUCAAUCAUCCAUCGCCCCUCUGCACGUGAUAAUAUUUACGAUGACCCCUAUCAGCCGGAGAUGGAGUCUCAACAGCCGGCCUCAUCUGCCGCUCGGAGGAGGAUACACAGAAACCGAGAUCACUUUGCCACUAUUCGCACAGCCUCUGUGGUAACCCGUCAGAUUCAGGAGCAUGAACAGGGCUCAGCUCUGAGGGAGCAGAUGUCAGGAUACAAGCGCAUGAGGCGGCAACACCAGAAACAGCUGCUAGCUCUGGAGAACAAACUCAAAUCGGAGAUGGAUGAACAUCAGCUCAGGCUGGACAAAGAGCUGGAGACCCAGAGGAACAACUUUGGCAGUGAGGCUGACAAGCUCGGUAAAAAACACCUGGCCAUCCUGGAAAAAGAGAUUAAAGGUGCUCAGACAGAAGAGAAGAAAUUUCAGCAGCACAUUUUGAACCAGCAGAAGAAAGAGCUUAACAGCUUGCUGGAUAAUCAGAAACGGCAGUACAGGCAACGCAAGGACCAGCUGAAGGAGGAGCUGAGUGAGAAUCAGUCCACGCCAAAGCGAGAGAAGCAGGAGUGGUUGGUGAGGCAGAAGGAAUGUCUGCAGCAGAUCCAGGCUGAGGAAGAGGCUUCAUUGUUACGACGGCAGAGGCAGUAUUACGAGCUGCAGUGCCGACAGUAUAAGAGGAAGAUGCUGCUCGCGAGACACAAUCUGGAACAGGACCUGCUCAGAGAGGACCUAAAUAAGCGUCAAACCCAGAAGGAUUUGGAGUGUGCCAUGUUGUUGAGGCAUCACGAGUCCACUCAGGAGCUGGAGUUCAGGCAGCUGGCAUUGGUCCAACGCACUCGAGCCGAUCUGAUCCGAACGCAGCACCAGAGUGAACUGGCCAAUCAGAUGGAGUACAAUAAACGGCGUGAGCAGGAGCUUCGUCAGAAACAUGCUGUGGAGGUCCGCCAGCAACCCAAAAGCUUAAAGACGAAAGAGCUCCAGAUCAAACGUCAGUUCCAAGACACUUGUAAGAUUCAGACACGCCAAUACAAAGCCCUGCGGAACCACCUGCUGGAAACCACCCCCAAAUCAGAGCAUAAAACUGUGCUGAAGAGACUCAAAGAAGAGCAAACACGUAAACUGGCCAUCUUGGCUGAGCAGUACGACCAUUCCAUCAAAGACAUGCUGUCCACACAGGCUGUGAGUAAGUUGCGAUUGGAUGAGACACAGGAGGAUGAGUAUCGAGCACUGCGCAUGCAGCUACAGCAGGAGUUGGAGCUGCUCAACGCCUAUCAGAGCAAAAUCAAGAUGCACACAGACACGCAACACGAGAGAGAGGUCAAAGACCUGGAGCAGAGGGUGUCCAUACGGAGAGCUCUUCUUGAACAAAGGAUUGAGGAAGAGAUGUUGUCUCUGCAGAACGAGCGCUCAGAGCGAAUCCGAGCUUUGCUUGAACAACAGGCUCGGGAAAUAGAGUCUUUUGACUCUGAGAGCAUGCGCUUGGGCUUCAGUAACAUGGCUUUGAGUGGCAUCCCUGCUGAGGCUUACAAUCAGGGCUACUCCAACCCUCCUUCAUCCGGGCCUGGAGGCUGGCCGUCCCGUCCUGUCCCCCGCUCAGGCAGCCAGUGGAGCCAUGGUGUCCAGAACUCAGCUGCGCCGCCCUCCUGGCGCAGUCAGAACAGCACAGCCGGAUUCAGCCGAGCAGAGCAAAUGUCCAGUCGGGAGAGAGAUCGAGACCGGGAGCUGGAGAGCAUGGCCGCCCGUGCCUAUCCAGGCUCUCGCUCCUCCGCCUCAUCGGCAUCAUCAUCAUCAUCAUCUUCCUCGCAUCAUCACCUCCGCUACAUCCCGCAGCAGUACCACCAUCAGAGCACCCCACACCUGUACCGCGACAGCCGAGAGAGAGAGUGGGGAAGUGGAGGAGGAGGUCACCACUCUUCCUCAUCCUCCUCUCAUGGCCACUCGCAUCACAUUUCUGCCCAAUCCCUCGCCCUCCUCCCUCCACCGCCGCCUCCUCCACCCAUCUCUCUUUCCUCCUCUUCUCCUCCAUCUUCCUCCUCAUCUUCAUCCUCUCAGAGUGGCUACGGAGGAAGGGGCGAAGGUUUGGUUGUCCGAGGCCCCAGUCUGAUGGCUCUGAGAAACAGCCCCGGGCCCCUGCGAAGAACAGCCUCAGGUGGAGGUGCCGGCGGGUCAGGCGGAGACGGAGGUUUGAGCCGGAGUACUUCAGUGACGUCACACAUCUCCAACGGAUCUCACCUGUCGUAUUCCUAGAGGGCGAAGUUCAGAUGGUGCCAUUUUUAUUUCUUUAUUUUUUUAGAGGGAAGGCCUUCACGCAGGAAGGCGGAGAGAGGACUUUUUAGAUGGGCAAACCUUUACUUGUAAGAAGAUAGAUCUCAGGGUUUCCAAGGGAUUCGGGAGGGCUCAGGGUUUAGAUCGGGAACUGAUAAGACGAGAUGUACUGUAACAGAAGCAGAAAGCUAUGCUGUUGUGUGUUUGCGUGUGUGGGCGGGAGGACAAAAAUAACAUAAGUGGUGCCAAUACUGUAGAUUGGGCUCAUCUUCAGCUGGUUGGUUUAUUUUUAAACUCUCUUGGAUUCUGCCGGUGUAUGUCCAGGUGAUUUCUUGCACGUUGAAAUGUGUAAUGUUCCAGCAUUACAUGACUUCUUCAUUAUUUUACACUUAAUCCUGGAUCGUAUUAAGCUGAAUUCAUUUAGUGCAAUUUAGUUCAUUUUCUGAGGAAUAGUUUGCCAAAAAAAUGAAAAGUCUGUCAUUAUUUACUCUCGGAAACAUUGUGACGAACCCUACAUGCUGAUUGGUCAAGUCUCUAGAUCUAAAAUGAAGCUGAAAACACCAUAAAGUGACUAUGAACCAUCUUUUAUUUUAGCAAUCUGAGAUUUAUAUCUGAAAAUGAAUCAAAAAUAGUACUUUAACAUUGCGCAACUUUUUCAUUAUUUUACACUUAAUUUUGGAUUGUUUUAAGCAGAGUGUAUUUAGUUCAAUUUAGUUAAUUUUCUGAGGAAUAGUUUGCCAAAAAAGAACAGUCUUUCAUUAUUUACUCUCAGAAACGUGAUGAACCCUACAUGCUGUUUGGUCAACUCUCAAGAUCCAAAAUGAAGCCGAAAACGCCAUAUAAGAUCUAUAAAAGUGACUACGAACCGUCUUUUUUUACCAAACCAAGAUUUAUGUCUGAAUAUCAAAAAUAGUACUUUAACAUUACAGGAAGAGUACAUUUAGUGCAAUUGAGUUCAUUUUCUGUGGAAUAUUUUGCCAAAAAUAAUGAAUAGUCUGUCAUUAUUUAUUCUCUGAAACGUUGUGACGAACCCUACAUGCUGAUUGGUUGACUCCCAAGUUCUAAAAUGAAGCUGAAAACACCAUAUAAGAACCAUAAAAGUGACUACAAAGCAUGUUUUAUUUUAGCAAACCAAUGUUUAUGUCUGAAAUCUAAUAAAAAUAGUACUUAAACUAUAAAUGCCAAAUGGUUUUCGCAUAGUCCAUAGUUUGCAUAGUACUUAAUAUGGAAAAAGAGCAGCAUUAUAGGGAUCGAUACUCAAAAUUGAAUAUUUCUGUUAUUUACUCACCCAGUUUCUUUGUUGAACAAAAAAGUGCAAAUUAGGUAGCACUUAAUUUUAAUGGUCCCUAGUGGACAUUUUGUUGACUAUAAGUUGCAUUGCAACUACAUGCCAAUUUUUAUUUGAGUAUAAGUAGACUGUCUGCUUAGAUACUGCUCCUUCAACAGACAUUUAACUGACUAUAAGAAACUUUGCAAGUACAUGCCAACUUACACUAACCAUACCCUAACCACACCAAACAAUCUAUUGAGAAUGUAACUUGUAAAUUCAACAAAAUGCAUUAAAGCAUGGAUCUCAAACUCAAUUCCUGGACAGCCGCAGCGCUGCACAGUUUUGCUCCAACCCUAAUUAAACACAGCUGAUCCAACUAAUCGAGGUGUUUGAGACUCUUUUAAAGAACUUAAUUAGUUGCAUCAGGUGUGUUUGAUUAAGGUUGGAGCAAAACUGUGCAGAGCUGUUUCUCUCCAGGAAUCGAAUUUGACACCUAAGAUGAUCAUCAAAAUAAAGUGAUCCCGACUUCUAUUGUAGAAAAGGAAAGUACUAUUUGAUUUACAACAUUUUUCCAAAUAUCUUAAGAAACUCAUGUUUGGGUCAAGGGUGAGUAAAUGAUGACAAAUGUUGAACUACAUCUUUACGAGAUUUAGGGACGAGUGAAUAAUGGCAGAAUGAUUCAUUGACUUUUGUGUUUGAGCCAGAUAAUCUGAGCCAGGAGAGGAUGAGUCCUACUAACAUCAAUUCUACUGCUAACGGGAGCAAGUCGGAUGCAAUAGAAAGGUGCGGUAGCAAGUUUCAGGGAGACCAGGCGUAAACUGAGGAACUAAAAGGGUGAUUAAACUGAUCUUUGUGUAAUUAUGUAGAUAGUACUAAAAAUAAACAAUACUAAAAGAACAUCUAUCAAGGGAUAGGUUUCUAACUGUACAUUUGUAUUCGAGUCAAGGGUCAGAAGGCGUUUUUUAUUUUGAAACGUGUUUAGCUUGUUUUAAAGUAAUGCCACAUAUGUCAUACUGCCAUCUAGAGGCUAAGCAAAAGCAACUCCGCCCAUCGUCCUUAUAAGGACAAGCUGCCAUUUAAGUUGCAAUUUGGGCUGUAAUUUAGCUUGUUUUUAGCGCUCGUUACUUUGAAAAAGAGAUUGAACCUGGCUAGGUGAAUAAGCCAUUUCUUUUGCCCGUGUAUAUAGGAUGUACAUGUCCAUAAGAGAGUUGAGUUUCCGCGCAUGAGACUGAUGUACAGAGACCGUUUGUAUACAAACGUACACACAGCAGACGUUUAUAUAUGACUUUGAGUAUAUAUAUAUAUAUAUGUGUAUAAUACAUCACCCGCCGGAGGUUUAAUGGAGAACGCUGAAAGAUUGUUUCCUGCUCACACUUUUGAUCUAUAUUGUACUUCUACGACAUGUGUGUGUGUGUGUGUGUGUAUAUACAAGCACUAACUCUUAUAUAGGGUAAUAAUAAUUUUGCUAUGUGAAUUGGAGAGUGAGAUGGGGAAAACAAAUUAGAUACUGUCAUUAUUGUUACAACUACUGCCGCUGUAAUAUUUGUGUUGUACACUAAUUUUAAGGUUUUUUUUAUUAUUAUUUUUAUCAAUGCUUACCACUAGGUGGGAAAUAUUACAGUGUCACGGUCUUGUUUUAGAUUUAAAAAACAAAACAAAAAAAACAACAAAAAAAGGACUACCUAUCCCAGCAUUCCUUGUUACAUCUCAGGGUAGGAGUCUAUUGUGCAGUGCGUUGUCAGGAGAGUAGUAUUUUAGAGCCAGUAUUAAACUUGUACAGACCAUUUUAAGAGAUUUUAGCUGUAUAGAACAUUUCUAGACGACUGUAAAGUGUCUCAAAACCUGCUCUAUGAUCCGUAAGUUUGUUUUUUUCCUCUCCAUUUUACAUUUUACGUUCUGGAUUGCAUUACCUAAUUGUUUUGGCAUAUUUUUGUAUCUACAAAACAACUCCACAAGGUGUUUACAUUGACAACCAAAAUCUCCAGCAUACGCGGUGAACUACGAAGCUAGGUUUUGUCAGUGAUGUUGCAUCGUUUAUUUUUUAUUUUUUCCGAAAUGUUUUGUGCUCCCACACUGCCAGCUCUCUUUCUACACCAGCGUUCACUUGGACUCUCAGUGCAGUACCUCACUUCCCUGUGCCUGGCCAAUCACUUUUCAGUGUUCACUUCAUUGCUCCUCCCUCUUAGGUUCUUACUCGCUUACUAACAUCUGUGGACAGAAGAGGAGAAAUUAAACAAACAAUCCUCGGCCCGUCUGUAGCUCUGGGCUGCCAUGUAAUGCGUUUACAGCAACACAUGCUGGAUUCUUUUAGUGUAUUCUCUUUAAAGGGGGCGUUUCAGUAUCUGGCGGUAAUCUAAUCUGGAGGUGGUAAAUGUAUGAAAUUGACUGUCAUCGUCUGCAGUGUUUGGAGCUGGUGGAGAGUAUGGUUGUUCAGGGAGCUCUGAUUAUAAUAAUAAAAGGCCAAAUUACGUUCAGGUGAUAUGAUUACAGGACUCUUUAACACACAUGGGCUAUAGAACUUGUACAGAAAAUGAUUAACAAGUCAUUAAAAAAAGGAUACAAACCGAA
This is a messenger RNA of Danio rerio (zebrafish), 7750 nucleotides long. The record is from RefSeq and is a predicted model, not a curated record. Lineage: Eukaryota; Metazoa; Chordata; Actinopteri; Cypriniformes; Danionidae.